AUGGAGCAAUCUCAUAAUCCAAAAAAUCCUAUUGAUUUAAAAAAUCAUAGAACCGAGAUAUAAUAAGGAUGUAAUAUCUUAUUAAAAUAAUUCAAAAACUUUUAAUUUAGUUAUAACAUAGUGGCCAUUUAGCAAAGGUUCUUAAAAUAUGCAGAAUAAAACUAAAGAUACUAGCAGCUCUAAGUAGACUCAAAUAAGGUAUAAAUAGAUUCAUUAUAUUAGAACAGUAAUAAAGAGAAAGAUGAUGUUGGAACAAUUAUUAUUAUUAUAAGUAUUAUAUAUAUCUAUAAGAAUAUCUAUAAGAAUAUUUAUUUUGAUUUUUUUUUAAUUAAUAAAGAAGAAAUAAACUCCAUUUAUGACCAUUAUUUAAUUAAGGGCAAAUCACCAAAAAUGGACCUGCAUGCUUUGAAAAUAGUGUUUUAAACUUCUCAUCCUUUUUCUCUUUUUAUUUUUUAUUUAAUGAUUAUAUAUGGGUUAAAGAUACCCUAAGAGAUGAAGAGUUUCUCAUAUAGACCUAUAACAAAUUACGGAACAUAAUGUAUAUUUAAUAGGAGUUUAUAUAUUAUAAUAAAAAUGAGGCUGCUAAUUAAUUUAGAUCAAAUUUGUCUAGAUUGA
This is a messenger RNA of Paramecium octaurelia, 615 nucleotides long. NCBI's taxonomy places the organism in Eukaryota, Ciliophora, Oligohymenophorea, Peniculida, Parameciidae. The record is from the annotation of a GenBank genome assembly.